Dicrocoelium dendriticum is the source of this 1820-nucleotide messenger RNA. The record is from the annotation of a GenBank genome assembly. Lineage: Eukaryota; Metazoa; Platyhelminthes; Trematoda; Plagiorchiida; Dicrocoeliidae.
GCUGACUACAUGCGAGACGAUUGAACAGUGCCUUGUGCCCUACCGUGAUACAGUGUUAAAUUGUGUCAGUCUAUUGUCACUUUUGACUAUCUAUUUUCCUAUCUAAUCUCGGAGUUUUCAUUAUUAUUUGUUGGGUCGUUAAUUACGCAAUAAUACGCAACCGUACUUUCCUAUAAAACCCCAACAAAUUCUGGUGACCCCGACGUGACCUAAAAUGGCCUCCGAAGACAGCUAUUUGAUGUCCUCUGUAUCACAUCAACCAACGCACAGAAUUGACACUGUUUCAGUCAACCUCCCGCCGUUUUGGCAUCAUGAUCCAGCAAUCUGGUUCUGUCAGGUCGAAGCACAAUUCCAUCUCCGGAAUAUCACACAACAGUCAACCAUGUUUUAUCAUGUGCUUUCUGUGCUUCCACCUGAAGUUGCUGCGGAUGUUCGUGAUGUGUUACAAGCCCCAGAUCAAGUCACCCCUUUCAACACUUUGCGCGACACUAUCAUCAAACGGACAACGAUAUCAGAAUAUAAGCGUCUGGAACAACUCCUCAACGGUGCUGAUCUUGGUGAAUGUACACCAUCACAGUUACUUCGUCGAAUGUACAACACUUUGGGAGAUCGCAAGCUUGAUUCCGCUCUUUUCAUCCAACUGUUUUUGAAGCGCCUCCCUUCACAUGUACAAACAAUCCUAGCACCGUCGAUUGACACCGUCCCCAUCGACAAACUGGCGACUAUGGCUGAUCGAAUUUUAGAAGUUCAACCAAAUUCAACUUCUAUGUCUUCGAUCAACUCAGCGACGGAAACACCGUCCAUUGCCGACCAGAUUAAGCUGCUUUCCGAACAAAUCGCUGAACUCAGAGCUUCACACUCUCGCCAAUUUCGAUGUUUUUCACGUCGACGAUCAAACAGCAGAACUUACCGAUCGAAUUCCAACAACAGACAGUCUGACAACUACUGCUGGUACCACAACAAAUUUGGUCAUAGAGCAAGGAAAUGUGUUUCCCCCUGUUUGUUCAGAAACUCCAAAAACAAUGCUCCGCAGAUGCCGGAAAACCGCCAGGCCGAGUGUUAGGGGCGAGUAACACUCGUGGCUAUCAAACCCAAUCUCGCCGUCUUUCUGUUGUGGAUCGUACUUCUGGACUAAAAUUUUUGAUUGACACUGGAGCAGACGUUAGUGUUAUUCCCCCGCAACCCACCGACACUCUCCCUCCUGGGAAUUUUUAUGAACUUACUGCUGCAAACGGUACGAAAAUACGUACGUUUGGACAACGUUUGCUGACACUUAAUUUGGGAUUACGACAUCGUGUGCGCAAACCCCUUCAACCACCGUACGAUGGACCCUACCGAGUCAUUUCUCGCGGUCCUAAGCAUUUCACUGUUCAACUCCCAACUCGGACCGACACAGUGAGUAUAGACCGUCUCAAGCCCGCACACAUCGAAGCUGCAGUCAAUCCCUCGAAUCACGCCACUACUACGAAAUCGCAAUCACCAGUCACGCCUCCGAACUACGUCACACGUUUCGGUCGUCAAGUUACGAGACCCGACCGAUUCAGACCACUUUGACUCUUCGCAAGAGAGGAGUAUGUGUAGCAUCCGCACGCACGCACGCACGCGCAGACGGGACGUGCAAGCUUGGCCGAUACAAGGUCACUGGACCUUAGCGACUCAUGUGAGACUUGAAAAAGACACAGCAUAAGCAUCACGUGCACCACGGCCGAUGACUCGCCAACGAGGCUGACUACACGCGAUACGAUUGAACAGUGCCUUGUGCCCUACCGUGAUACAGUGUUAAAUUGUGUCAAACUAUUGUCACUUUUGACUAUCUAUUU